AUGAGCAACGCUACGAAUCCUAACGCUUCUCGCCAGCCUGCCACGCAGAAUCCCUCAGAUCCUUCGCGAGCUGAAGGCAGGAUACCCACAACCUCUGACAGCGAUAACCCGCCAGGAGCAAUGCAGAUGGGCGAGACAGCAGAGAUGCGAGAGCGUCGAAGAGCACAGAACCGCAUCGCCCAACAAGCAUUCCGGGCGAGGCAGAAGAUCAGGGUGGAGGCGCUAGAAGCCGAAUGGACCCAGCUCCGACAGCUGCACGAGGCUCUGAAUCGCGCCUGCUCGCAACAGGCCAAGGAAAUCAAACAGCUGGAAUCGCGCGUCGAGGAGCUCCUCCGCAGCAUCGAACUCCUCAAGAACUCGCGCGACGCCGAGAGGACUUGGUCCUCGUCCCCGACGACGCCCGAGCACCAGUAUCCUCAGACGAGUGCCAUGACCGUGGCCGAGGCUGAACUACGGAAUUUCUUCUGCGACGGCGGCGGAACCUCAGAGUUUCCUGACUUUCCCGAAUCGUUCAGAUCGUAUUAUACGGGCUAUGGUGGAACUUGA
Molecule: messenger RNA, 546 nt
Organism: Fonsecaea nubica
Lineage: Eukaryota; Fungi; Ascomycota; Eurotiomycetes; Chaetothyriales; Herpotrichiellaceae
Exons: 3
Coding region: 1-546 (181 amino acids)
Biological process (GO): regulation of DNA-templated transcription
Molecular function (GO): DNA-binding transcription factor activity
Source: RefSeq, a predicted model, not a curated record